AUCGUCCAGAAUUAGCUCUGUUCUUUUAGAAAAGGGAUAAAAAGCCAAGCUCUCGAAAAAUAUUUGGUUUUGGACCGAACCUCAGCGCUUUUGUGUUGCUCGUCUACAUCGACGGAUCAGAGAGUGACAGACCCCCUUGGCGGCCGUGGUGAGAGGAUCGCGAGACAUCUUGAGGCGGCUUACACUCGCAGGCAGGAAUUCACAAAACACCUGCUGCCGCGUUCUCUUUUCUCCUCCUCUUUGUCGUCGAUCGUUUUUUCUUUUUCUUUUUCCGUCUCGUUGUCGACCUCUGUAACAGCCUCCUUCGUAGGUCUUGUCAAGCGCCGCACGACUUUUCCGAGCCGUCACCGUCUCGAUUUUCUUCUUCUUCUUCUUCUUCUUCUUCUUCUUCUUCUUCUUCUUCUUCUUCUUCUUCUUCUUCUUCUUCUUCUUCUUCUUCUUCUUCUUCUUCUUCUUCUUCUUCUUCUUCUUCUUCUUCUUCUUCUUCUUCUUCUUCUUCUUCUUCUUCUUCUUCUUCUUCUUCUUCUUCUUCUUCUUCUUCUUCUUCUUCUUCUUCUUCUUCUUCUUCUUCUUCUUCUUCUUCUUCUUCUUCCUCUUCUUCUUCUUCUCGCGAUGCUGCCCCCGUUCCCCUUUCCGCUGGAGCAGAUCUCCUGCUCGGCCCCCGUCUUCGACGUUUGCUUCCACCCAGCGAGGCAGAUUUUGGCGACUGCGCUGGUGUCUGGAGAGGUAGAAGUCCACGAGCUUCCCACCGCGGAUGAAGUCAGUGCUCACCUCGAGGCCCAACAUGCCCAUCGCAUCCGCCAGCGACAAAUCGAGCGGGAGAGAAAGAGACGCGAGAGAGCAGAGCGACGCGAGGCCAAGCGACGGCUGCAGGCCGAGAAGCUCGGCGAGAAACCGCAGGCAGGAGGAGAUGGGGAGACAGCAGAGGGCGCUGAAGAGUCUGGAAGCGACACCGAGGCCACAACGAAAACUGAAAAUGGAGGACAAGCGGAGGCAGAAUGCGAGGAAGGCGACAGCAGCUUCUCGGAUGCUUCCUCCUCCGAGGACGACUCGAGCGACGAAGAAGACAUGAAGCGAAAAUUUUUGAACGACGACUUAAAGACUGUCGACACCAAGGUGAUGACCAUGAAAAAACACAAACGAGGAUGCCGCGCCGUCCGGUUUUCUGCAGACGGAUCCCGACUUUUUUCCGCCUCAACUGACGGCCGUUGCAUCAUCAGCGAUGCAGAGAGGGGUACUACGCUGUGGAGAAAUCCCAAACAGAGGGACGCUGUGAAUACUCUCUGCAUCUUGACCCCACACAUCUUCGCUGCUGGCGACGAUGGAGGCACCGUGACUUUGUGGGAUGAUCGACAGGAGACUGCGGCAGGACGUCUGAAAGAUCAUGACGACUUCGUUUCAGACUUGACAGCGGCCUGGAUUUCACCUUGCGAGGCGCCCGCCAAUCCGCAUGGCCGAAGAAGAAAGAAGCGAAGCGCGGAAGCCCCCGACGACGCAGAAGGCACCUCUCAAGGCAUGCCCACACACCUCCUGGCGACCGGCGGAGACAUGCUGGCUGUCUUCGACCUACGGAAGAAGACUCUUCUUGCUCGCAGCGAUCCUCUCGAGGAAGAUCUUCACUGUGUUCAAGUUAUGCGGGACGGGAAGAAGGCAGUUUGUGGGUGCCAAGACGGCACCAUCAGCAUCUUCAGCUGGGGCGACUUUGGCGAUUUGAACGACCGGCUGACAGGCCACCCGCAGUCGAUUGAUUCGAUGGUGAAACUUGACGAGAAUACCCUCAUCACAGGCUGCGCCGAUGGCUGCAUCCGAAUGGUCACCUUGCUGCCCAACCAAAUUCUCAGCAUCCUUGGCGAGCACAUGACAGGCCACACAGCCAUCGAGCGUCUCGCCCUCAGUGGGGACAAAACGCUGCUUGCUAGCUGCUCGUACGACUCCACAGUCUGCAUUUAUCAACUCGAGCGAGGGAAGCAAAUCGAGGCCCAGCGCAGUGAUGGCUCUCAGCGCCCCACCAAGAAGACAAAGCAGAAGAAAGUCGUUGACUUGCGAAAAGACCGUGACUUUUUCGACGACCUUUGAUAUAUAUUUUGGGGCCAUGAGUGUGCCACCGCGUGAUAUCCGAGAAAACUUCAUCUGAACACUCUACGUCUGCGGUGGCUUCCCCGCUCUCUCGCACUGCCUGCCAAUCCCUUCGGGAGUUCCUUGCGCUCUUGAUGUAUGUGUGCAUCACACACAUGAAUAUAUAUGUAUAUAUAUACGUAUAAAUCGUUCGCGCUAGGGAGCAGAGAGAGUCGAUGACUCGAGACUGUUUUGACAGCUUGUUCCAGGAGUGGAGCGUUUCUUCUCGUGACUCGUUUGGAAGUAUCACAAACUCAGUCUGUUGAAAAACAUGAGACAA
Molecule: messenger RNA, 2395 nt
Organism: Toxoplasma gondii ME49
Lineage: Eukaryota; Apicomplexa; Conoidasida; Eucoccidiorida; Sarcocystidae
Product: WD domain, G-beta repeat-containing protein
Exons: 9
Coding region: 613-2076 (487 amino acids)
Molecular function (GO): protein binding
Source: RefSeq, a predicted model, not a curated record